Molecule: messenger RNA, 1263 nt
Organism: Phytophthora nicotianae INRA-310
Lineage: Eukaryota; Oomycota; Peronosporomycetes; Peronosporales; Peronosporaceae
Exons: 1
Coding region: 93-1127 (344 amino acids)
Source: RefSeq, a predicted model, not a curated record
AUUUAAAUCCGCACGGCGCCCAACGACAGGAAGAAAUCCCCCUUCCUGCAACCCGAGCCAAGACAGCUUCACUUCCGCUACACCGGAACGCAAUGACGCCGCCCUCGGACGAUGGCAAGCCGUCGGCUGAAGGCACACCCAAGAGCGUUGGUGACCUGGCUCAACAGCAGCAAGCACUUCUCCAGCAACAGCUCCAACAGCAGCAAUUGCAGCUCCUCCAGCUCCAGCAGCAGCAGCUCCAGAACCUGGCUAACCAGAAUAUGAGCGCCACUGAGCUGGCAGCGCUGCAACAACAGCAACUUGCACUCUUCAUGAUGCCCAUGUUCCCGCUUAUGAUGCCACUCCAGCAACAGGCGCUGGCAGCGGCCGCGGCGACCACCGACAGCUCUACGACUGCCAACGCGACGUCCGAAGAGGCCGUGACGACAUCUUCUGAGACUGCGGAGGAGGAUGCGACGGCUACGGCUGAGUCUGCAGCUACAGCGUCCGGAGGCGACGCCUCGCCAACGUAUCAGACCGCGACUGCCGAGUCGCUGGGCCUCACGCCGCCAUUUGUGGGCACUGACGGGUUUGGAAUGCUUACAGGGACGCCCAGUAUCGAGGAGAUGCCUAAGCGUAAGCGCGGCCGACCGCCCAAGAAGGAUGUGGCGGCACGGGCCAAGGCCGAGGCAGAGAAGACGCUUAAGCAACAGUUUCCUAUGUGGGGAUAUGGUUUGCCAAUGCCGCUGCUGCCUGGGUUCCCGGGUAUGUUGCCGGGCAUGUCGAAUCCUGGCGCUGUCGUUAAGGACCACUCUACGGAUGAUGCGGGAAGAGAGGACGAUGGAGACAGUGAACGUCCCGCCAAGAUGGCGAAGAAGAAACCGCGCGGAACAGGCAAACCUCGGGGUCGGCCACGUACACGCCCUCGUCCCGGUGAGAUUAUUCGUCGGGUAAAGCCACUCCCUAUUGCGCCUGCAAACUAUUCGGUUAUGUACAACUAUUCUCUCUCCAACUUGGCGCAAAAGAGUGCGGAGCUUAAUGCUGAUGGAACCACAGCGGAUACGGACACGGCGGUCACGGACGACGCACAAGAUGAUAACCGACUGGCACCACUAAGCGCGUCGCUGCUAUCUGGAGAGCACGAGUAGCUUUCAACUUCAUCUGAUAUUGCGCAGUCGAUGUAGCGACUGCAUUAAUACCCCGUUCUUGUUUUAUACACAAGUCAGUUUUAAACGAUGCGUUUUAAACUAUGUGGACGUCUAUGAGGUGAGAGCAUAAAUAACG